This is a messenger RNA of Coccomyxa subellipsoidea C-169, 3699 nucleotides long. RefSeq lists its product as hypothetical. The record is from RefSeq and is a predicted model, not a curated record. The coding region runs from base 79 to 3324 and encodes 1081 amino acids. Lineage: Eukaryota; Viridiplantae; Chlorophyta; Trebouxiophyceae; Coccomyxaceae. Gene Ontology annotation, molecular function: starch binding. The transcript has 15 exons.
CUGAUCUUGCUUCCGGACAGACUGGCGUUCAUCUGGGCUCACUUGAGAUGUCAUUGUGCUGAUUGACAAUUGGACACGAUGCGCUCUUGUGGUGCGCAGCCUUGCGAAGCACACCUCCUCAGAUCGCCCGCGCUCGGAGCUUGCCGAAAACCUUUUCGAACAGGAAACGCAAGGGCGAAUGGGCGUUCUUGCCAUAGGCAAUUGACUUCAGUUCGUUACAAUGGACUCAUUCCUUGUGUACUCUUCACCAGACGGUCUGAAGUUCCUGGCAGCCUGCAGAGGCCAGGUCUGCCACAGAGGAGGGGAGCCCUCAAGUGCGAGGCAGCGUCUGGCAGCACUGUGCGCAUCACCACCCAGCAUGAGGUGGCCUUUGGGGAGGUCGUCAAAGCGGUUGGGACACAGGAGCAGCUGGGAGCUUGGGACCCUGCCGCUGCCCCAGGCCUGACAUGGGCGGAAGGGAACAAAUGGUCUGUGGAUCUGGCGCUACCUCCCGACACUUAUGAAUUCAAAUUGGUUGUGGUGAGAGAGGAUGGCUCAGCGGCAGAGUGGGAGCCUGGCACCAAUCGUGAGAUCAAGGUGGAGGAGGCUGGUGAUGAGAAGAUAGUGGCAGAGUGCGCCUGGAGCGACACGGCCACCACUGUCCUCUCCAUUGAUGGGGCCGGAGCGCCCACUUCGCCUGCAACCGAGUCAGAAGGCGCUGCGGCGCAAGUGGAAGCAGCAGAGGCUGAGGCAGAGAGCGCCGGCACCACUCUGUCUGAAGUCGAGCCAUCGCCUCCGGAGACAGAGCCUCUGAUUAUCAAUCAGGCAAGCAAGGCACCCAAGGACUCUGAAGCCGUCAUGCCCGGAGAGGCUCAGAGGCCUGUAGGAGAUGUCCAACAGGACGAUGCAGAAAAUGCUUUGGAGGCUGCCACUGAGCCUGAGGGGGAACUUGAGGAGCCCACACCCAGCCUCGACAAGGAGACACCCACUGUGCCUGGAGGUGCGGAUGAGUGGGGCCCUGCAGGAGGGGGUGAGAUGGGCAGCGUGGACGAGGCUGAUGUGGAGAAGCAGGAGCGCUCAGAGGUUCAGCAGCGCUGGGCAGACAACAUCCAAGAAGCGCCCGAUACCCCUGCCGAACCACAGCCUGCUGAAGCUACUCCGGAACCGGCACCUCCUGCCUCUCAUGCCUCAGCCCCUGCCUCUGCUUCUGCUACUGAGGAGCUGGAAGGGACCGGGGGAGUUCUGAACGUGGAGGCACAGGGAGGCAGCGUGGCAGAGGCUGCCGCCAGUCCCCUUGCAGCCGCCAAGUUUGAGGCGGCCCCAACCCCGCAGCAGAUUGCAAGCGGCACUCUGGAGGUUGCAGCGGAGGGUGGCAAGGUGGCGGACGCGGCCGCCGGGCCGGUGGCGCAGGCCGUCUUCAAAACGGACGCUGCUCCCAGCGACAGCUCUAGUCCACCGGCCGGGCUGCAGGUCCUUGUGGGCACGCUGGGGCUGUUUGCUGCGCCCGUGGUGGCCUGGUCGCUCUACACCCUCAGCUCGACAGGCUGUGGGCUGCCGCCUGGGCCUGGGGGCUUGCUGGGAGCGCUGGAGGGCCUCAGCUAUGUGACUCUGCUGGGCCUGGCUGCCUGGAGCAUCGGCAUGAAGGCCACCACCAGCAAGGGCCUGCCGGCAGGUCCUGGAGGCAUUUUGGGCGCUGCAGAGGGCCUGAGCUACCUCACCCUAGCGGCCGGAGCAGUGGUGCUCGUCCUUCAGGUGAAGAAUUAUGGGUAUGUGCCGUCAGCGCUGCCGGACGCCAAGUGCUUCGGGGACGAGGGCCCCAAAUCGCCCUCCGACAUCACACGGUCGCUGGCCGAUGCAUUCGCCUCAAAGGAGGCUCCACGGCUGAGCGACGGCGUGCAGGAGGUGGCGCGCUCGGGCCAAAGCAGCAGCGUCGCCGACGCGGCAGCGUCCAGCUCGCGGGCAGCUGCGCCGGAAACUGGCGGGCAGGGCACAUCCCUGGCACUGGGCUGGCUCAGGCCGCCUUUACCCGGCGGUGCCCUCAGCAUCGCGCAACUGCCUGCCACUACACCUCACCCGGUAAUCUCAGAGCUGGCGGCCACAGAAGCAGACCCCCCGGUGGCGCCAGCAGACGCAGCAGUCGGGCAGGCAGUGCAGGCGGCCAAGCGCAGAAUAGGCAAGGAGCUGACGUCGCAGCAGGACCGCCUAGAGGAGGUGUAUUCCGGCGCGCUGGACGGCCUCUCGGGCGCGGACAUUGCCCCGGCGGUGGAGGAAUUGGAGACCCUGUUCACCCGGCUGGCGCGAGUCAUCGGCGACGCGCUGCCGAGCCUGGGCGAGCGGCUGAGCGGCAUCUUCUCCGGGGCAGACAAGCCGCAGCCGCCGCCGGCCGCCGUUGUCAGCGGCUGGCUGUCUGGCGCGGUGGAUCGGCUACAUUCUGUGACCGGGGCGGAGGCACCGGCUUGCAGGGAGCAGAUUGGGCUGCAGGUGGCGAGCCCUGCUGUGGGCUUGGAGGGCGGAUCCUUGACCACUCUUGCGGAGAGGGCAGCGCCGGGGCACAGCAGAGGGCAGGCCAACAUGAUCAUUCUUGAUAGGGGCCUCCUUCGCCAGAUGGAUGAACGGUUGCCGGAGGAAAGGGCGUACGGCAGCUGGACGACCGCGGCGCAGAGCGGCCAGGCGCGGAUGGUGCAGGUGGCGUUUGACUUGUCUGAUCUGGCAGUGUCGGCCGACAUCGGCUUCACAGCGGCGGCAACAAACGCGGUGACGGCAGCGGUGAACGUGAACAGCCAGCUGACGGAGCAGGUGAUCGCGCCGCUGCGCGCGGCCGCGGGCAAUGUGCGGCGCAUUGCCGAUGAGAUCAGCCGCCUGGCGGCCGCCAUCGACGGUGAGGCGGCCAACGGCCGCCGCGCCGCUUUGGCCGAAUCGGCCGAGGCGCUGCAGGCCGCACUCGGGUCGGCCACUCAGACUGUCUCCGGCGCCAACAGCGGCCUGCCGGCGCUCGUCGCGCAGCUGCAGGACGCGGUCGCGGCGCUGAAGCAGGCGUGCCCGCCGGAGGGCGUCGAGCGGGACAAGGUUGGCCGCGUCGUGCGCAAGUUGGAGGCGGCCACGGUGGUGCUGCGCGAGGCGGCGGAGUCCGGGGAGGUGUCGAGCUCGCUGCAAUCUGCUCAGAAGCAGGUUGAGGCGCUGGAGCUGCCCGGGGCCGGCGCGCUCGCGGCGAGCGAGACGCAGCCGGCGUUGGCCAGCAUUGAGAAGGCUGUGGACGGGCUGCAUAGCGUGCUGGCGGAGCUUGAUGCCGCGGUCGGGGCUGCGAAAGAUAUCAGCGCGCCAUCUGCGCCGCCACUGAAGGAUUGAGACUCAAUGCUGCGUCUCUCGGCCAUUCUUAGCGCUGGAGUGUUCCAUCUUGUGACUUGACAACUGUGAUAUCUGAGGGUAGAAUGGUACCUUACGAGAAGAGUUUCAACUGUGAAUGUUGUGCGUUGUGGUCAGCAUGCCCGAGCAUGGAGGGAGAAUGCGUCUGAAAGGGUGAGUAGAAUUAGGUUGACUUGGAGUCGUGCAUUGCAUUGUACAUUGAUGCUGUGCAAUCAUGCAAUGUGAGGGUCCACGGGGCGGCCAAAUCGGCCCUUGCAAAGCUCAUGCAUGAUGAGUGGCAAAUGUGCAACCUUGACUACAUAAUCUAACUGUAUGCUGAUACAAGUGAAGUAGCGCAAGUGUAGCGCAAAUUUCUUG